Coprinopsis cinerea okayama7#130 is the source of this 1296-nucleotide messenger RNA. RefSeq names its product tartrate transporter. Gene Ontology annotation, cellular component: membrane. Gene Ontology annotation, molecular function: transmembrane transporter activity. Gene Ontology annotation, biological process: transmembrane transport. The record is from RefSeq and is a predicted model, not a curated record. NCBI's taxonomy places the organism in Eukaryota, Fungi, Basidiomycota, Agaricomycetes, Agaricales, Psathyrellaceae. Bases 1 to 1296 code for a protein of 431 amino acids. The transcript has 11 exons.
AUGAGGGGAGAAGGACAUCCCAUCCAACCGUCUUACAGGGAUCCCUUAGAACAGCCGCUGUUAGCGGGGAGCAAUGCUGGCCAUGACGACCCAGAGGUGUUUGGCCUCGACGAUGCAGGAAAGAGAGAACAGCUGGAACGUCGCCUAGUCAGGAAACUAGACGCAAGGAUGUCCAUUCUGAUUGUCAUCUACAUCCUAAACUACAUCGAUAGAAACAACGCAGCAGCGGCGAGGUUGCAUGGCUUCCAGGGCGACUUGGAGCUCGAUGACAAGCAAUUCGCGAAUGUUUUGUCAAUCCUCUACGUCGGCUACUUUAUUAUGCAAGUUCCAUCGAAUAUCUAUCUCAAUCACUCUGGAAGGCCUUCCAUCUAUCUACCGUCCUGCAUGGUCAUUUGGGGAGGCAUAUCCAUGGCUACAGGCUUGGUCACGAAUUACUUUGGCGUCUUGUGUGCCCGGUUCCUUCUGGGUUUCGUCGAGGCUGCCUUCUAUCCUGGCGCUCUUUUCAUGAUUUCUCGGUGGUAUAAACGCUCCGAGCUGUCACAACGGAUGGCUCUGUUGUCCUGUGGUUCAUUGAUCAGCAACGCAUUUGGUGCGUUAAUCGCCUCAGGAAUUCUGGAGUUGAUGGAUGGGGUCAUGGGGCUGAAUGCGUGGAGAUGGCUGUUCUUCGUCGAAGGAGGCUUGACUGUGUUGGUCGCCAUAGGCUCGAUUUUCAUAUUACCCGACUUCCCGGAGACUACAACUGGCUGGCUCACGCCGGAAGAGAAAGACCUGGCCAUUCAACGCAUGGUGGAAGACUCCGGGGGACAUGACGUGCGAAAGCAGUCUACAGAGUUAUUGUCUGGGCUGAGACUAGCUCUUGGUGACCCUAAAGUGUGGUGGCUUACGUUUGGCCUCUGCAAUCUGGUGGUUGCUCUCUCUUUCCACGCUUAUUUCCCAACCUUGGCCGACACACUAGGGUUUAGCCCAACCAUAAGUCUCCUUCUCUGUGCGCCCCCGUGGUUGGUUGCAACAGUGAUAGUCCUAUAUAUCACUAGGAUAUCCGACCAACGUGGUGAACGGUGUCGGUACAUCAUAUUCUCCAUCUCCAUCGGAAUGGCUGGCUUCGCGAUCUCAAUGCUUACUAUGAAUCUGUUUUGGCGGUAUCUAUCGCUCUUCUUCAUGACAAGCUCCUAUGCCGCCUUCGCUUGCAUGCUAGCUUGGGCGAGCAGCUCAGCUUCUCAUCCUCCUGCCAAACGAGCGGUAGCGCUUGCUUUCAUGAACUGCAUCUCGCAGCUGGGGAAUGUCGUGGGGUCGUAA